Messenger RNA from Spodoptera exigua (beet armyworm), 303 nucleotides. The record is from the annotation of a GenBank genome assembly. NCBI's taxonomy places the organism in Eukaryota, Metazoa, Arthropoda, Insecta, Lepidoptera, Noctuidae.
AUGCUGGUGGCGCGCGAGAACCGCGGCCGGCGCGGCGUCGAGUCCGUCUCCCCCCCGCCCGCUGCACAGCACGUCACACUCCGCUACAGCGCUACAGCGGCGGACGCUACAGCGCUACAGCGCUACAGCGCUACAACGCCACACCGCCGCAGCGCUGCAGCGCUACAGCGCCACACCGCUGCACCGACCCACCACUACGCACCGCGCACCACCUCGUUAUGCUUUGAGUUGAGUCCAAUAUCUUUCCAUUUACGAUUUAAAUCAAUUAUCCAUAUACGGGAGUGGUACAGUUCGUGGUGGUGA